Canariomyces notabilis is the source of this 1380-nucleotide messenger RNA. Its product is annotated as cytochrome P450. The transcript is spliced from 2 exons. NCBI's taxonomy places the organism in Eukaryota, Fungi, Ascomycota, Sordariomycetes, Sordariales, Chaetomiaceae. Gene Ontology annotation, molecular function: heme binding; monooxygenase activity; oxidoreductase activity, acting on paired donors, with incorporation or reduction of molecular oxygen. Bases 1 to 1380 code for a protein of 459 amino acids. The record is from RefSeq and is a predicted model, not a curated record.
AUGUCGACACCCAUUCCCCGGCCCCGGGGCGUCCCCAUCUUGGGCAACAUUUUCGAUGUUGACCCGAGCAAUACCUGGUGGUCGCUGAAAACGCUCGCCGAGAAGUAUGGCGAGAUCUUCCAAAUCAAGGUGCUCGGCCACUCCAUUGUCUUCGUCGCCAGCGCCGCAUUAGCUGAGGAAAUUUGCGACGAAAAACGGUUCCGCAAAUACGUCGGUGGCCCCAUUGUCGAGAUCCGCUACACGGUCCACGACGCCCUGUUCACAGCCUUCGACCAUGAGGAGAGCUGGGGCAUCGCCCACCGCAUCAUCGCCCCUCAGUUAUCUCCAGAGGUUGUGGCUGGCCAUUUCAGCGACAUCGUGGAAUGCACCGACGAACUGAUUAGGAAAUGGCACGGCAUCGGGCCCGACACCAAGAUCAAGCCGCUCGACGACCUCAACCGGCUCAAUCUCGAAGCUAUAACUCUCACCUUGUUCGGCAAAAAGCUAAACUGCAUCGAGGGUCCCGCGCACCCCAUGCUCCAAGCCAUGGAAGACUCCACCUCCGAAGCCAUGAAGCGCCCAACCCGUCCCAAACUGCUCAACUGGCUAGUGUACGGCUCCAAGUUCAAAAAGGCAACAAAAACCAUGCGUGACUUCGCCGCGGAGCUGGUCAAGGCCCGCAAAGAGCACCCGUCGGACCGGCACGACCUGCUUUGGACCCUGCUCAACGCCACCGACCCAGAAACCGGCAAAACCCUCACCGACUCCCAAGUCAUUGACGAAAUAGUCAGCAUGCCCAUCGGCAGCAGCACCGCGCCCUGCGCCAUCGCCGCGGCGAUCCACUUCCUGCUGCAAAACCCCGAAGCGCUCGUCAAGGCACGCGACGAGCUGGACGAGGUUGUGGGUGACGGGCCGUUCCGCCAGGAGCAUGUCCCGCGCCUGGAAUAUGUUGCCGCCAUUGUCCGCGAGACGUUGCGGCUGUCGUGUGCUGCGCCGGGGUUCAACAUUGAGCCAAUCCCCAAGCAGGGUGAUAAAUCACCGGUGUUGUUGGGUGGGGGGAAGUACCAGGUUGCGCAUAACCAGCCGAUGAUUAUUGUCCUGGCUGGCGUGAAUCGGGAUCCGGCGGUUUUUGAGGAGCCGUUGGCGUUCCGCCCGGAGAGGAUGAUGGGGGAGAGUUUUGAGAGGCUGCCGGCCGGGGUGAAAAAGUGGUUUGGGAAUGGGAAGAGGCAGUGUAUUGGCCGCCACUGGGCGUGGGAGUUUUUGGUGGUGGUUACGGCCAAGCUGAUUAGGGAUGUUGACUUUGAGGCGGUGGAUAAGGAGUAUGUCAUGAAGCAGGAUGGGUGGUUUAAUGUGCGGCCUGUGGAGCAUUAUGUCAAGGUCCGCCCGAGGGUGGCGCAUUAG